GAAGAUAGCGAGACCAAGUCUCUCUCUCUCAUUCUCUCUCAUCUUUAUCUCUCUCUCUCUCUCUCGCUCUCCCUUCGAAGCAGCCUUUCUUGUCAAGCUUUCUCGUUUCUGCGGGAACAGAAACCCUAGAAAUUCUGGGAGUGCGUUCGAGUUCUGGUGCCGAGAAGCCCUGAUUUUUGUGGUUUUCUUGGAUUUGUUGGAGUUUGGGGCUUGAUUUGGAGAGAAAUGUCGUCUCUGAGCAGAGAAUUGGUGUUUCUGAUACUCCAGUUUCUGGAGGAAGAGAAGUUUAAGGAGUCUGUGCACAAGCUUGAGCAAGAAUCAGGGUUUUUCUUCAACAUGAAGUACUUUGAAGAGAAAGUACACGCAGGAGAAUGGGAAGAAGUCGAGAAGUAUUUAUCUGGGUUUACCAAAGUUGAUGAUAACAGAUACUCCAUGAAGAUAUUCUUUGAAAUCAGGAAGCAGAAGUAUCUAGAAGCACUUGAUCGGCAAGACAAAGCGAGGGCUGUUGAGAUCUUGGUGAAUGACUUGAAAGUGUUCUCGACCUUCAAUGAGGAUUUGUAUAAGGAAAUUACUCAGCUUUUAACUCUCAGCAAUUUCAGGGAAAAUGAGCAGCUUUCAAAGUAUGGGGACACCAAAACAGCUCGUGGCAUAAUGUUGGUAGAGCUUAAAAAAUUAAUAGAAGCAAAUCCCCUUUUCCGUGACAAACUUGUUUUCCCUUCUUUAAAGUCAUCGAGAUUGAGGACGCUCAUUAAUCAAAGUUUGAAUUGGCAGCACCAACUCUGCAAGAAUCCAAGGCCGAAUCCAGAUAUUAAAACCUUAUUCACAGACCACGCAUGUACUCCUCCAAAUGGGGCUCUUGGGGCUACACCUAUCAAUCCUCCAGUUGCUGCUGUUGCAAAGCCUGCUGUUUAUACGUCGCUUGGAGCACAUGGCCCUUUUCCACCCACUGCAGUUGCUGCUAAUGCUAAUGCUUUAGCUGGCUGGAUGGCAAAUGCAGCUGCUUCUUCAUCUGUUCAAGCAACUGUUGUGACGGCAUCAUCAAUACCUGUUCCACCAAAUCAAGUUUCGAUAUUAAAACAUCCAAGAACACCCCCAACAACUCUAGGUAUGGUUGAUUAUCAGAAUCCAGAUCAUGAACAUCUGAUGAAACGCUUGCGGCCUGCACAGUCCAUUGAGGAGGUUACAUACCCAACAGCCCGUCAGCAAGCGCCGUUUUCACUGGACGAUCUUCCAAGAACAGUAGCUUUCACCUUGCAUCAAGGAUCCACUGUCACAAGCAUGGAUUUUCACCCUUUGCACCACACAUUGCUUCUGGUUGGUGCUCGAAGUGGUGAAAUUACCCUCUGGGAAAUAGCGUUGCGAGAGAGGCUGGUUUCAAAGCCAUUUAAGAUUUGGGAUAUGACAGCUUGCUCAAUGGCAUUUCAGACGGCCAUUGGCAAAGAUGCUCCAAUAUCUGUUAAUCGUGUUGCAUGGAGUCCAGAUGGAAAUUUCAUAGGGGCUGCAUUUAGCAAACAUUUAGUUCAGUUGUAUGCUUAUCCUGGAUCAAAUGAUCUACGCCAACAUUUAGAGAUUGAUGCUCAUGUUGGGGGAGUGAAUGAUUUAGCUUUUGCUCAUCCAAACAAACAACUGAGCGUAGUAACCUGUGGAGAUGAUAAAUUGAUAAAGGUAUGGGAUUUAUCGGGACGGAAACUCUACAGCUUUGAAGGCCAUGAAUCACCGGUGUAUUCUAUCUGCCCUCAUCACAAAGAAAACAUCCAGUUUAUAUUUGCAACUGCUAUUGAUGGGAAAAUUAAGGCCUGGCUGUAUGACAAUAUGGGCUCUAGAGUUGAUUAUGAUGCUCCUGGACAGUGUUGCACUACAAUGCUUUAUAGUGCAGAUGGAAGCAGAUUAUUUUCUUGUGGAACGAGCAAAGAUGGCGAUUCUUUUCUGGUUGAAUGGAAUGAAAGUGAGGGAGCAAUAAAAAGGACAUAUUCAGGGUUGAGAAAGAAAUCAGCUGGUGUCGUGCAGUUUGACACAACACAAAAUCACUUUUUGGCUGUGGGUGAAGAUGGCCAGAUAAAGUUUUGGGACAUGGACAAUACCAGUCUCCUCACAAGUACAGAUGCUGACUCUGGACUCCAGAGUCUUCCUCGUUUGAGGUUCAACAAAGAAGGAAAUCUUCUUGCUGUUACCACAGCAGACAAUGGUUUCAAGAUACUUGGAAAUGCUGCUGGUCUCAGAUCAUUAAGAGCAAUUGAAACCCCAUCAUUUGAAGCACUGAGAGCACCAAUUGAAUCUUCUGGAAUCAAAGUUUCUGGGACUUCUGCUGUAGCAAAUGUAACUCCAGUCAAUUGUAAAGUGGAAAUAGGCUCUCCUUCCAGGCCAUCUGCAAUUCUUAAUGGAGUCGAUCCAAUAGCUAGAAGUUUGGAAAAGCCAAGAAUCUUGGAGGAUGUUUCUGAUAAAGCCAAGCCGUGGCAGUUGGCCGAAAUAUUGGAUCUUGUUCAGUGCCGGCAAGUUACCAUGCUAGACCCUACAGAUUCUGCCAGCAAGGUUUCUAGACUUCUUUACACAAAUUCUGGAGUUGGCAUAUUGGCACUUGGGUCCAAUGGUACCCAGAAGCUAUGGAAGUGGGUUCGUAAUGAGCAAAAUCCAACUGGAAAGGCCACUGCCAGUGUUGUUCCGCAGCAUUGGCAACCAAACAGUGGUCUUCUUAUGACUAAUGAUGUCUCAGGUGUCAACCUUGAAGAGGCAGUCCCAUGUAUAGCACUCUCAAAGAAUGACUCAUAUGUAAUGUCAGCCUGUGGUGGCAAAGUUUCAUUGUUCAACAUGAUGACAUUCAAGGUAAUGACAACAUUCAUGCCACCUCCCCCUGCUUCGACCUUCCUAGCAUUCCAUCCUCAAGAUAACAAUAUCAUAGCCAUUGGAAUGGAGGAUUCAACCAUCCACAUUUACAAUGUUAGGGUGGAUGAUGUAAAGUCAAAAUUGAAAGGUCACCAAAGGCGCAUAACGGGUUUAGCCUUUUCCACCAACCUUAACAUUCUAGUUUCAUCUGGGGCUGAUGCUCAAAUUUGCACAUGGAGCAUUGACACAUGGGAGAAGAGGAAAUCUAUUUCAAUCCAGCUGCCCGCUGGUAAGACACCAACAGGUGACACCCGAGUACAAUUCCACUCCGAUCAGAUUCGCCUGCUUGUAUUCCAUGAAACACAAUUAGCUAUAUAUGAUGCUUCCAAGAUGGACCGAAUUCGUCAGUGGAUUCCACAAGAUGUUCUUUCUGCACCCAUAUCUUAUGCAGCGUAUUCCUGCAACAGUCAACUAAUUUAUGCCACAUUUUCUGAUGGCAACAUUGGGGUCUUCGAUGCGGAUGGACUGAGGCUAAGAUGCCGCAUUGCCCCAUCCGCGUACCUCUCCCAGGCAGUGUUGAAUGGAAGCCAGCCGGUGUGCCCGUUGGUCAUAGCAGUGCACCCACAGGAACCCAAUCAGUUAGCUGUUGGGUUGAGCGAUGGAUCUGUUAAAGUAUUAGAGCCCUCUGAAACGGAGGGGAAGUGGGGAGUGAAUCCGCCAGCUGACAAUGGGACAAUGAAUGGCAGGACGGGUUCAUCAUCUGCCACAAGCAACCACACACCGGAUCAGUUGCAGAGAUGAGACGAGAUGAAAUUCCUUGUAAUUUAGUUCCCUUAGUUCUUCUUACCAGUGUAAAAUUCUAGGUUUUGUUUUGUCCUGUAUGUUACCUUGUCAAAGGUAACAUUGAGAGAGAGAGAGAGAGAGAGAGAGAGAGAGAGAGAGAGACGCAUAUUCUUGUACGCUUAUUUGUUCAAGUCAAUUUCAUUGAAAUCUUUGUUUA
Messenger RNA from Malania oleifera, 3820 nucleotides. Its product is annotated as topless-related protein 3-like. NCBI's taxonomy places the organism in Eukaryota, Viridiplantae, Streptophyta, Magnoliopsida, Santalales, Ximeniaceae. Bases 226 to 3621 code for a protein of 1131 amino acids. The transcript is spliced from 25 exons. Gene Ontology annotation, biological process: regulation of DNA-templated transcription. Gene Ontology annotation, molecular function: protein binding. The record is from RefSeq and is a predicted model, not a curated record.